AUGGGGGAUACAAUAUUAAUUAAUGUUAGGAUACUAUAGUGACAAGAAAGUUAUAAUUUUUUUUUUGAAGCACAAGAAAGUUAUAAUUAACUGUCAAAAAAAGAAAGUUGUAAUUACACAUUUUUCUUUUUCUUUUCAUUUCAUUUCAGAAAAAUUCAUACAAAAACAGAAACAAUCCAAAAUCGAUCAACGUUCUCAUUGCAUAACAAUCAACAAUGGAUGCAAGUGGAAGAAACAGCUAACAGAAAGAGAAAGAAUCAACGAGAAAAUAAAUUCAUACACUCAACACACACACACCGCACUCAGAUCCAAAUCUCCUUCAUCGUUAGCGAUUCGGAUCUCACUCAUCUUCAAUCCAAUUUGAUCCAAUUCAACUUCCAACCAUGAAUCCUUUCUCUUCAGACACGCGUCUCAGGGACAUGAUUCGGGCCAUACGUGCUUGCAAAACAGCAGCAGAGGAACGUGGUGUUGUAAGAAAAGAAUGUGCCGCCAUUCGUGCUUCAAUUGAUGCAAAUGAUCAACACUAUAGGCAUCGAAAUAUGUCCAAACUAAUGUUCAUCCACAUGCUUGGCUACCCCACACAUUUUGGUCAAAUGGAAUGCCUCAAGUUGAUAUCAUCUCCUGGAUUUCCAGAGAAGAGAAUAGGUUACCUUGGCCUUAUGUUGCUUGUUGACGAAAGACAAGAAGUUCUAAUGUUGGUCACCAAUUCUUUGAAACAAGAUCUCAAUCAUACAAAUCAGUAUAUAGUGGGGCUUGCUCUUUGUGCUUUAGGGAACAUUUGUUCAGCAGAAAUGGCUCGUGAUCUUGCACCAGAGGUUGAGAGGUUGCUGCAAUUCAGGGAUCCAAAUAUUCGGAAAAAGGCAGCAAUAUGCUCUCUAAGAAUCAUAAAGAAAGUCCCAGACUUGGCAGAAAAUUUUGUAAAUCCUGCUACUGCCUUACUGAGGGAGAAGCAUCAUGGAGUUUUGAUCACUGGGGUUCAGCUUUGUACAGAGCUAUGUAAAAUCAGCUCCGAAGCUCUUGAACAUAUUAGAAAGAAAUGCACAGAAGGUUUGGUGAGAACUCUAAAGGAUCUAGCAAAUAGUCCUUAUUCACCAGAGUAUGAUAUUGCUGGCAUUACAGACCCUUUUCUCCAUAUCAAAUUGCUAAGACUGUUGCGGGCAUUGGGCGAAGGUGAUGCAGAUGCUAGCGACUCUAUGAACGAUAUACUUGCCCAGGUGGCUUCAAAGACCGAGUCAAACAAAGUUGCCGGGAAUGCCAUUUUGUAUGAGUGUGUUCAAACAAUAAUGAGCAUUGAAGAUAAUGGUGGAUUGCGUGUACUUGCAAUCAAUAUCCUAGGAAGAUUUUUGUCAAAUCGGGAUAACAAUAUCAGAUAUGUGGCAUUGAACAUGCUGAUGAAGGCUGUGAGUGCUGACACUCAGGCAGUGCAGAGACAUCGUGCAACAAUUCUGGAAUGUGUAAAGGAUUCUGAUGCUUCAAUUCGGAAAAGAGCCCUUGAACUUGUUUAUAUUUUGGUGAAUGAAGCCAAUGUGAAGCCGUUAACAAAAGAGCUAGUAGAUUAUCUUGAAGUCAGUGAUCAAGAUUUCAGGGAGGACCUUACUACCAAAAUUUGCUCAAUAGUUUCAAAGUUUUCCCAUGAGAAGAUCUGGUACAUUGAUCAGAUGCUUAAGCUUUUGUCCAAGGCCGGAAAUUUCCUAAAAGAUGAAGUAUGGCAUGCCUUAAUUGUUGUCAUAAGCAACGCUUCCAACCUUCAUGGAUACACCGUAAGAGCAUUAUAUAAGGCAUUUCAGACGUCAACAGAAGAGGAAACCUUCGUUCGUGUUGCAAUGUGGUGUCUUGGAGAGUAUGGCGACUUAUUAAUCAAUAAUGUUGAAAUGCUUGACAUAGAAGAUCCGAUAACAGUGACUGAGUCAGAUGCUGUGGAUGUUGUAGAGCAUGCUUUAAAACGCCAUUCAUCAGAUCUUACCACAAAAGAAAUGGCUUUGGUUGCCUUAUUGAAGCUCUCUUCACGGUUUCCUUCUUGUACAGAGAGAAUCAGAGAAAUAAUCAUUCAGUACAAAGGGAACUUAGUGUUAGAGUUGCAGCAAAGAUCGAUAGAGUUCAAUUCCAUUAUUGCAAAGCAUCAAAAUAUUAGUUCUACACUUGUAGAAAGGAUGCCAGUUUUGGAUGAGGCGACUUUCAAUGCUAGGAGGGCUGGGUCUUUGCCAGACGCAGUUUCAACUCCAACAGGACCUUCAGUUAAUCUUCCAAAUGGAGCAGUCAAAUCUGUGGCUCCUCUUCUAGAUCUGCUUGAUCUAAGUGCAGAUGAUACUCCUGCACCAAGCUCUUCGGGUGGUGAUUUUCUUAAUGAUCUUAUUGGUGUUGAUCCGUCAGUUGUGUCACAACAACCUGGUGCUAUUCAUACUUCAAAAAACAGCACAGAUGUUCUUUUGGAUCUUUUGUCGAUUGGAUCGCCUUCCGCACCUAUUGAAUCACUUCCUGUUCAAAGAAACUCAUCUACAAUUGAUAUAUUAUCUCCCAGUACAAGUAAAAGGGAACCAAUUUCAUCACUGGAUGAUCUCUCAUCAGUUUCACUUUCUUCACGGGCACCUUCAAAUACUGGAGCGGCUUCUAUGACAGAUUUAUUGGAUGGUUUUGCCUCUGGCCCACCAGCAAGUGAAAACAAUGGACUGGUUUAUCCGCCCAUAACUGCAUUUGAGAGUAGCUCCUUGAGGUUGACAUUCAAUCUCUCAAAACAGCCAGGAAGCCCACAAACAACAAAUGUCCAAGCUACCUUUAUGAAUUUGUCCUCUAAUGCAUAUACAGAUUUUGUUUUCCAGGCAGCAGUUCCAAAGUUUCUUCAGUUGCUCUUAGACCCAGCUAGCGGCAAUACUCUCCCUGCUAACGGAAAGGGGUCAAUCACGCAAAAUUUAAAAGUUACUAACAGCCAACAUGGAAAGAAAUCUCUUGUCAUGCGUAUAAGAAUAACAUACAAGAUAAAUGGCGAGGAUAAACUUGAAGAAGGACAAAUCACUAAUUUUCCUCGUGAUUUAUGAGGCGAAAUGGUCAACGCCAGUGAUCAUUCUGGUGAUGCACAAAACCCCAUGUUUUUUACACCUUUCAUGUUACUUGUGCUGUUUUCGUGUUUCAUUCUUUCAAAUGAGGGACCAGUCUGGUUCAAGCAACUGGAACCACUCUCUUGAUCAAAGUUGUGGUCUGUUUGGUGGCCUCACAUUUCACUUUCCGAUGUUUCUCUUUCUUCCUUCCAUAUUUUAUGUACAUUAGUACAAAAAUUUCUGUAUGAAAAUGUCAGAAAUCAAAUUUUGCCUUUCGAGGCACCAAGUAUAGUGUCAUGUUGAGAACAUUUUAGGUGCUUGAUUUUUUUUCCUAUAUGUAGUUCCCGGUUUGGCUGUUUUAGGUCAUAGUGUUGAAAGUAGUUUGAUGUUUCAUACGGAUUUUAGAGUUUAACAACUGUUAUAUAAUAUUUUAUGUAACAUUUUUCCCUCAAGAUUUAAUCCCAAAAUUAUAUCAGGUAAUUCUUAUUUGA
Molecule: messenger RNA, 3523 nt
Organism: Trifolium pratense (red clover)
Lineage: Eukaryota; Viridiplantae; Streptophyta; Magnoliopsida; Fabales; Fabaceae
Product: AP-1 complex subunit gamma-2-like
Exons: 18
Coding region: 384-3032 (882 amino acids)
Biological process (GO): intracellular protein transport; Golgi to vacuole transport; receptor-mediated endocytosis
Cellular component (GO): Golgi apparatus; membrane coat; AP-1 adaptor complex
Molecular function (GO): clathrin-cargo adaptor activity
Source: RefSeq, a predicted model, not a curated record